CUCCAGGACGGUAGGGGGCGAAAUUGUGCCAAGAUCGACAGAUUUCACGUGCCUAAAACAAAAAGAGGAAGAGUCAGAAGCAGUGACGUAGGAGUUGCUCUGCUUCUGCCUGACUUGCGAAAUGGGGCUAUGUGUUGUUCAGGCAAAGAACCGACAGCUCUUGUGUUUGAGGAUUUUGUCCUCACGGUAAACGGAACAUCCAUGCAGUUGGAAACAUCGGUAAGACUGGAACGAAAACUGAAACUGACCUUAGCACAAGCUUCAUGAAAUGAAUCUGUUGUUAGGAUGAGCCAGAAUCACCAAGGAGAUGAGUUUGUGGCUGUGCGGGUUCAAGACCCUCGCAUUCAAAACGAGGGUAACUGGAAUUCAUACGUCGACUAUAAGAUCUUCCUUCAUACCAAUAGUAAAGCCUUCACAGCCAAGACCUCCUGUGUGCGCCGGCGCUACAGCGAGUUUGUGUGGCUGAAGAAAAAGCUGCAGAAGAAUUCGGGUUUGGUUCCAGUCCCAGACCUUCCAGGAAAGUCCUUCUUUUCCUUCAGCAAUGAGGAUUUUCUGGAGAAGAGAAGGAGAGGACUUCAGGCUUUCUUAGACAAGGUGGUACACAUGACGGUAUGCCUGUCGGACAGCCAGCUCCACCUCUUCCUGCAGACCCAGCUGACGCUCAGCCACAUCGAGGACUGCGUCCAGGGCCUCACGCCGUACUCCGUGACGGACGCCAUUCUCACCUACGCCUCAUCCAAUCAGGGGCUGGCUCAGGCUCAGGAGGAGGAUGCCUUCAGGGAGCCCAGCUUGACCGUUUCGUACGAGUCCAUGGAGAGUCCAGCUCCUCAUCAACCAAGCCUCCAAACGAACACAGGACUCAUCCCUGAGCCCCCCGCAAACCAAGACCCCCUGAAAGCUCUGUUGGGGCUCUCUGAGCCAAAGCCAGACGGAACUACGCCCAAAAUUUCUAUACAGAUUUCCCAGAAAAGCGACCGCCUGAAAGCUGUCGUCGAAGACCACACAGAGGCGACCUUUUAUCUGGGAAACACCCCCAAUGGAAGUGACGAUGGGAGCUGCCUAAUCCAGACACCGGUGGAGGUCUACUCGCCAAUGGUCGAUUGUACGGAGGGGAGCUGGAUCGGUGGGAACGUUGAGGAUCCAGACUGUGAAGGAAGGAAAAGUUCUGAAAAGUCUGAAGUUAGUUCAGAUUUGAGGUGUACUUACAGUGGAGAAAUAGUUGUAGAAAACAGUGUGGAAGGUCAAGAAGAGGUUUUAGAAAAGCAGCCUGUGGAUGUAAAGACCGGAGAACACGAGGGUCAAAUUUUAAAUGUUUGCUCCAAAAGAGAAGAAAAAGCAGAACAAGAUGAUCCAUCAGAAAGAAAAGAGGAGGUCUUCCUCCAGUCAGAAAUCCAUGAGAAGACUGAUCAGACAGAACCAGAUGCUGGGGAUGUCUUCCUAGAAAAGGAGGAAGAGCAAGAACCAGAGGCUAAAGAUGAUAGCGAUGAGAGCUUCCAUUCCCAGUCAUCUUCUAACGACAGCAUCAUCAAAUGCAGUGAGGAGGACAGUCCCUGUGAAGAGGCAGAGGACCUGAUCCAGGCUGAAAGCAUCUAUGAGAAGACACCCGUGGAGCUCACCGUGUGUUCAGAGGUUGAUACACCCUGCAAGAACAUGUUGGACCUUCACAUGAACGGCUGCAUCCUUGAAGAAGUGACCCCAAACAAUGAGGACCUACAGCUUAUAACAAGCAUCUGCAACCCCCCAGAUGUUGACCCAGCUGUAGCUGAGGCCGAUUUGACUGAAAACAGCGACUUCAGCAUCUUGGGAAGCAGCUGUGCACCUGGGUCCACUGAUAGUAAAAACACAGAGCAGGGAACCCUGUCCUCGCUGUCUCUGGACGCUUCAGAGGAGACUUGAGAAGCUGAUGUGUAUUGGUGAAGCCUGUGAGCCGCAGUCAUGCUUGAUAAGGGCUCUUGAGUAGAAAUCCUGAAAUUUGUCCUCAGCCAAAGAUCCAUCAAGUCACGAACAUAACCAAGACACACAUUCUUAUGUUCCAGGAGGUAUUUAUUUAUUAUCUUAACCCAAAAAAACUACUAAAAACAUUCAAAAUUGUUAUUUUCCUGACGGCUGUUAAUCACUUUAUGACCAGCAGAGGGUGCUCAAGUUCACUCAAGAAUACCCCACAAUAAGCGAACUCCAUCUCAUGAACAGUUUAAGUAGUUUUCUUCUUUAAAUUUUGAUUUAUUAUUACUUAUAUGACAAAAAUAAAAUAGUAAUUUUAAAUGGAGGACAAUUGGGCUUUAUUCCCUCUAAAUCCAGACCAUUAAAUGACCAUAAAAUAACAUUUUAAUCACUGAGCUGCAACUAAAUUAAGAAAUUUCAAAACCUAUGUCCUGCUACAUUAAUGUAUCAUCUGUUAGGUUUUCCCUUAUAUAGAUGGAGCAAACAGGGAUUUAAAACUACACAGAUUUAAAAUGAUUUAUUUUAGCUCUUUUUGUGGCUUAGAAUUAUGCUGUAAUAAAAAAUAUAUAUAACAAUUACAUUUUAGAGCACGUUUUUGGAUCUGAAAUCCAUCUAAAAGUUUUAGGCCUAAAAACUCACAUUUUCCAAGAUUUUGGACCUAAAAAUUUAAGUUGUAUUUUGAAAAAAAAAAAUAAUUUGAACAGUUUCCCCCCAAAAUUUCAGUUUUCUCGCUUUUUUUUGUAAUCUAUUUUAAAUGAAUACAAUACAUGUACAGCUAAAUUUUAAGUUACUAGUUUAGUCUGCUGCUCAUUUAACAAAUACAGCCGGAUGAGGGAAUACGGAGCUCUAAUAAUUAGAAAUAAUUAAAAGAAAAGCAAAUAGAAUUUGCUUUCAUGUUUUGUUUUUUUUUAAAUGCAUCACCGUUACGUUGAAGCACUGUGUGAUGCUGAUGUGCCGCCUUCAGUGAGGAUGUCUCCCUGCAGUUCUUCUUGUCACUGUGCAAAGUUCCCUCCCUGACAAGAAAACUGCUACUUGCACUUAAGAAGGGACCCUGCGAUGACACUACUUUACAUUUGUGAGAAGUUCUUUUUGUCUGAGUUGUUUCUUUGUCACAAAGAGAAUGGAUUAAAGGAAACUGAACAUCUGUUUUACACCAUGGAUCUAUGAGGGUAAUAUUAGCUUUUUCUGUGACUGUACCCAUGAACAAAUGUUUAAGGUGGUUUAUUUCAAAUAAAUCUGUUUUCCUCCGUUUUGUA
This is a messenger RNA of Oryzias melastigma (Indian medaka), 3197 nucleotides long. RefSeq names its product sorting nexin 11 (gene snx11). NCBI's taxonomy places the organism in Eukaryota, Metazoa, Chordata, Actinopteri, Beloniformes, Adrianichthyidae. The record is from RefSeq and is a predicted model, not a curated record. Gene Ontology annotation, biological process: intracellular protein transport. The transcript is spliced from 7 exons. Gene Ontology annotation, molecular function: phosphatidylinositol binding. Bases 286 to 1896 code for a protein of 536 amino acids.